Molecule: messenger RNA, 3697 nt
Organism: Clupea harengus (Atlantic herring)
Lineage: Eukaryota; Metazoa; Chordata; Actinopteri; Clupeiformes; Clupeidae
Gene: slco3a1a
Product: solute carrier organic anion transporter family member 3A1a
Exons: 9
Biological process (GO): prostaglandin transport; transmembrane transport; sodium-independent organic anion transport
Cellular component (GO): basolateral plasma membrane
Molecular function (GO): protein binding
Source: RefSeq, a predicted model, not a curated record
UAUGAAAUUGUAUUGUUAGUAAGUAUAUGUCUAUGUAUAAAUAUAUGUAUUAUUAAAUAUUAUAUUAUAUUAUAUUAUUGUCUUGUACUUGUUGUCUCCCAGGUGAGUGUGCUUACCACGCUUGAGCGUCGGUUCAACCUGCAGAGUGCUGACGUGGGCGUGAUCGCCAGUAGCUUUGAGAUCGGCAACCUGGUACUCAUCCUGUUCGUCAGCUACUUUGGCGCGCGCGCCCAUCGGCCCCGCCUCAUCGGCUGCGGGGGCAUCGUCAUGGCGCUGGGCGCGCUGCUUUCGGCCCUCCCCGAGUUCCUGGCCAACCAGUAUGAGUACAAGCCGGGUGACCCGUGGAGUGGGAGCGCGCUGGGCCGCGACGUCUGCUCCAACGCCUCCAGGAACGACCGGCUUGAGCAGGAGCUCUGCGGCAACCGGGCCAACACCAACAUGAUGUACCUGCUGCUCAUCGGGGCCCAGGUGCUGCUGGGGAUCGGGGCCACGCCUGUCCAGCCUCUGGGGGUGUCCUACAUCGACGACCAUGUCAAAAAGAAGGACUCCUCCCUCUACAUAGGAAUCCUGUUUUCCACGUUGGUGUUUGGCCCAGCCUGCGGCUUCAUUCUGGGGUCCGUCUGCACAAAGUUCUACGUGGACGCCCUCUUUAUCGACACCAGCAAGCUGGACAUUACAGCUGAUGACCCUCGCUGGAUCGGAGCGUGGUGGGGGGGCUUCCUCCUAUGUGGUGCCUUACUCUUUUUCUCUUCACUCUUCAUGUUCGGCUUCCCCCAGUCCCUUACCACCCACGAGGGGGAGGCCAGGGGGGAGAGCGAGCAGGCCAUGCUGCCCCCCAGCCAGGACUACGACGGUCACAAACCCAGCAAUGGGGUAGCAGGUCACCCAGACAACAGCAACAGCCCCUCCUGUUGUCAGCAGCUCAGAGUAAUCCCUAAGGUGACCAAACACCUUCUGUCCAACCCUGUGUUCACCUGCAUCAUCUUGGCUGCAUGUAUGGAGAUAGGAGUGGUGGCUGGCUUUGCUGCCUUCCUGGGGAAGUACCUGGAGCAGCAGUUCAACCUCACCACAUCCUCAGCCAAUCAACUGCUGGGUAUGACUGCCAUUCCAUGUGCCUGUUUGGGGAUCUUCCUGGGAGGGUUGCUGGUGAAGAAGCUGAAUCUGACGGCCCUGGGGGCCAUUCGUAUGGCCAUGCUGGUCAACCUCAUCUCCACUGCCUGCUAUGUGUCAUUCCUCUUCCUGGGCUGUGACACAGUACCUGUCGCCGGGGUGACAGUCCCCUAUGGCAACGAGACCUUGACCCCGGGUCAGAAGCCCCAGCCUGCCUGCCUCAAUAACUGUAACUGCUUCACCUCGUCCAUCAGUCCCGUGUGCGGCUCCAACGGCAUCACGUACCUAUCGUCCUGUUUCGCCGGCUGCACCAAAGCCUCACCAAGCAAAGGGCUUCCUUCCUCUGUGUCUCAGAACCUGUCGGGGUGCAGGUGUAUCUCCAGCGACCCUGAAUUAGCCACGGCGGUCCCAGGCAAAUGCCCCAGUCCUGGCUGCAAGGAGGCCUUCCUCACCUUCCUGUGUGUGAUCUGUGCGUGCAGCAUGAUCGGUGCUAUGGCCCAGACUCCCUCUGUCAUCAUCCUCAUCAGGACGGUGAGCCAAGAUCUGAAGUCAUAUGCCCUUGGAGUUUUAUUUCUGUUGCUGCGACUGCUGGGUUUUAUCCCCCCCCCUCUGAUCUUCGGUGCUGGGAUCGAUUCAACAUGCCUUUUCUGGAGCACUGAGUGCGAAGCCCGUGGUGCCUGCCUACUGUACGAUAACGUGGCCUACAGACGCCUGUACGUGGGCAUGGCCAUCGUCCUCAAGGUGAUCGCCUUCCUCUGUUACACCACCACGUGGCAGUGCUUGCGCAACAACGACAAGAAGUACAUCAAGAGCCUCGAGGGCUACCCAAGCCCCACCGACAUGUUCAACAACUCCAAUGUCAACAUGGACAACCUGGGCAAGGAGGGCCCAGGAAAUAGGACAAAGUUUAUAUACAACCUUGAGGACCACGAGUAUUGCGAGAACAUGGAGUCCGUUUUAUAGUUGGGGUGGGGCAGGGGGGUGGGGGGGCUAACCCGGACACGAGCUACAUCGCUAAUUCUCUUGAAGGAUCAUCUUGAUGUCUUUAUUCUUUUUUUUUUUUUUUUUUAAGGAUAGCUGUCUUGGUUUUUGUUCUUUUCUUUUUUUUCAUUGAAAAAUAUUAACUAUUAAAAUACUGGUUCAGGACCCCGCAAGAGAAGACUGUUACUGCACUUUUUUUGCUAUGAAUCCAUGAUAUCAUUCAAUAGGGUCCAUAUUGUUCUGUCGGGGUGAUAUCAGCGAGAGUGUUGUCCAGUUCCAGUGAAUUCUGUCGUGAUUAUUUGUGGUAGACACCUUCUGUACUGCGUGGCUUUGUCCUCGGCUCAUAGCUAGCUGAUUGGUCACAAGCCAUUUUUUCUUCUCCGUUUUGACUAUGAUAGUCAAUACUAGAAGAACAGGUUGUCUGCUUAAAGGUUACAACAAAAGUGUCAAAUUACAGAUACUGUCUUACUUUUUUUUCAGUGUCACUUUCUUUCUUAAAAAUGCUAGGUUGGUCCUCUGGGCACAGAACAGAGGAGUUGUUUCCUGUGUCUUAGUCAUGUUGUGUGUUACUGGUUGGCAAAUACAUUAUAUCACUACACAGAAUGCCAGUUUGAGGCCAAGACACAGUGAUUUUCUGUUCUUCUUUCUCCUUUUUUUUAGGAAUGAUUAUGUUAUUUACGUCCUACAAUUCAUUUCUGUCUCCAUCAUUGCGUUGUUCUAAACAGAUACCUGUAUCUGCUGACAUUCUUUUGAGCAUUUUGUAAAAGAGUUAUUAAGGAUCUCUAUUUUGGCUUUUGCCUGCAUUUUCCUUAUGCUCACAUAUUUUACAUAGUUUGUUGAAACCUUAGUAUGUCUUAAUUGUGAUGGGUUGUCCAGGAGAAGAAAUUAUUAAUAUAUUGCCGCUUUUGGCAAAAUGAGUGGGAAGACAUAUUGUAUUGUAAAAGCAAAAAAAACAAUAUUAUUAAUUUAUGGCUAUUGAGAUUAACAUCUGUUUAUUAGAGGAUAUUUUGGCAGUGACACUUGUGGUCAAGAGAAUAAUUGGAGUAGAAGUAUGUAUAUAUUUUUUUAUCCUUCAGAGAAGAACGGUCGGAGUAUAUUGUAUUUCCAGCAGAUAAUGUGUCCAGCAGAAUAGAAAUGUAUUUGAGUAUAAUUUGAAUGAAAUGAAACAUGUCAUUUUAAUGACGUCACAGUUCUAUGUAUACAUACAAUAUGUUUAGCCCUUUUCAGGUAAAAGGAAAUUAUGACAAUUUUGAAACAUAAAUUACAUACACUCUCUGUGACAUAGUGAGAAAGGAUCUUUUCUCGUAAAAUUUUGCAAGUACAGUUGAGAUACAGAUAUAGGUCAGUCUGCAGCAGCAGUAUUAAAGGUACACAACUGUCUUUGGGAUAUAAAAUUAGUAACCAUGCAGUCUCUAUAUUCAUGAACACAAUGGUUGUUUUGAAUACAUCUUUAAGGCUUGAUAGCGCACUCAUUUUGUUUUACAAACUAAAAGUUUCUCUGCAGUAAAAUGGUAGACAGUAUCCUUUUUCUUAUACUUUUUUGUAUGGCAAAUAUCUUUUUAUUUUAUUCUGCAAAUAAAUUAUUUUUCAGAAAAUUAUACCUCAA